CGCACUACAGCGCGCCGGAAGCAGCCUGGGCUUCAGCGCCGCGAAGCGGCCGUGGGACCUUGGGGGCGUUGCAACGAUGCCGGCCACCGGGAAGACCUUCCGCCGGCGCCGGGCCGACUCGGAGUCAGAAGAAGAUGAACAGGACUCAGAGGAGGUUCGAUUAAAACUGGAAGAAACCCGAGAGGUGCAGAACUUGAGGAAGAGGCCCAACGGGGUGAGUGCUGUGGCCCUGCUGGUGGGGGAGAAAGUACAGGAAGAGACCACUCUAGUGGAUGAUCCCUUUCAGGUGAAGACAGGUGGUAUGGUGGACAUGAAAAAACUGAAGGAGAGGGGCAAAGAUAAGAUUAGUGAAGAAGAAGACCUCCACCUGGGGACAUCAUUUUCCGCAGAAACCAACCGAAGGGAUGAGGAUGCAGACAUGAUGAAAUAUAUUGAGACAGAGCUGAAGAAGAGGAAAGGGAUUGUGGAACAUGAGGAACAGAAAGUAAAGCCAAAGAAUGCAGAGGACUGUCUUUAUGAACUUCCAGAAAACAUCCGUGUUUCCUCAGCAAAGAAAACUGAGGAGAUGCUUUCCAACCAGAUGCUGAGCGGCAUCCCUGAGGUGGACCUGGGCAUUGAUGCCAAAAUAAAAAAUAUUAUUUCCACGGAGGAUGCCAAGGCCCGACUGCUGGCAGAGCAGCAGAAUAAGAAGAAAGACAGUGAGACAUCCUUUGUGCCCACCAACAUGGCUGUGAAUUAUGUGCAGCACAACCGAUUUUAUCAUGAGGAGCUCAACGCCCCCGUACGGAGAAACAAAGAAGAACCCAAAGCCCGGCCCUUGAGAGUAGGCGACACCGAGAAGCCAGAGCCUGAGCGGUCUCCUCCUAACCGCAAGCGUCCCUCUAACGAGAAGGCCACUGAUGACUAUCACUAUGAGAAGUUCAAGAAGAUGAACAGGCGGUACUGAGGGUGGCUGAAGGGGAGAAAUGCAGGAUGGGAUGUAAAUAGCACCUCCUCCUCCCACGGAAACAGGUUUCAUGGACAAGACCUGAUGAUUUAUUAGUGGACAGUUCCAAAAACAGACUCUUGGUGCUGCUGCCUACCUGCUGGAUUUUUCAAGCAAUGAAUUUAUAACCUUUUGAAACAAAAUAUACAGUUUUCCUAUUUGGGGACAAACUCUAUUCUUGUGAGCAUUAUUAAAUCUUAUCUGUAAAUAUGUUGACUUUCUGUUUGUUCUGGAUCAGGAGGAAACAGCUAUGUGUUCAGGGUGAGAUAAUACCCUUUAGAUUGUGUUUUUAUUAUAUAUGCAAUCAUGUCUUCUUCCAAAUAUCUGGAAUGGGGUUCAGAACUACAUACUUCAUUGCAGCCUGUCUAGAGUGGAUCCAUCUGGCAGCAGAAAUAUGUAGGAUGGGACCAAAGGGACACUCAUAUUUUCUGGCUUUUACAAAGUUACCUGUUUCUUUUCAUUAAAAAAAAAAAUUCUAUCACUUUUAGCACAUAAUUAUUAAAUACGAAAUGAAUCCA
Molecule: messenger RNA, 1503 nt
Organism: Trichechus manatus latirostris (Florida manatee)
Lineage: Eukaryota; Metazoa; Chordata; Mammalia; Sirenia; Trichechidae
Gene: CUNH9orf78
Product: chromosome unknown C9orf78 homolog
Exons: 9
Coding region: 77-946 (289 amino acids)
Biological process (GO): mRNA splicing, via spliceosome
Cellular component (GO): spliceosomal complex
Source: RefSeq, a predicted model, not a curated record